GGGGAAGAGAGACGCACACAUAAACAGAUAGGAGGCGGCACUGGUGCGGGAGCCACUUGCAGGACUAAGGGUUCUUGAAACAAAAUCUUAGCAGCCUGAAGAAAUAUAAGCCAGAUGGGGUGGCUGGACGAGAGCAGCUCUUGGCUCAGCAAAGAAUGCACAGUAUGAUCAGCUCAGUGGAUGUGAAGUCAGAGGUUCCUGUGGGCCUGGAGCCCAUCUCGCCUUUAGACCUAAGGACCGAUCUCAGGAUGAUGAUGCCCGUGGUAGACCCUGUGGUCCGUGAGAAGCAACUGCAACAGGAGUUACUCCUCAUCCAGCAACAGCAGCAGAUCCAGAAGCAGCUCCUGAUAGCAGAAUUUCAGAAGCAGCAUGAGAACUUGACUCGGCAACACCAGGCUCAGCUUCAAGAGCACAUCAAGGAACUUCUAGCCAUAAAACAGCAGCAAGAACUCCUAGAAAAGGAGCAGAAACUGGAGCAGCAGAGGCAAGAACAGGAAGUAGAGAGGCAUCGAAGAGAACAGCUUCCUCCUCUCAGAGGCAAAGAUAGAGGACGAGAAAGGGCAGUGGCAAGUACAGAAGUAAAGCAGAAGCUUCAAGAAUUCCUAUUGAGUAAAUCAGCAACAAAAGACACUCCAACUAAUGGAAAAAAUCAUUCCGUGAGCCGCCAUCCCAAACUCUGGUACACGGCUGCCCACCACACAUCAUUGGAUCAAAGCUCUCCACCCUUGAGUGGAACGUCGCCAUCCUACAAAUAUACUUUGCCAGGAACACAAGAUGCCAAGGAUGAUUUCCCUCUUCGAAAAACUGCCUCUGAGCCCAACUUGAAGGUGCGGUCCAGGUUAAAACAGAAAGUUGCAGAGAGGAGAAGCAGCCCCUUACUCAGGCGGAAGGAUGGAAAUGUUGUCACUUCAUUCAAGAAGCGAAUGUUUGAGGUGACAGAAUCCUCAGUCAGUAGCAGUUCUCCAGGGUCUGGUCCCAGUUCACCAAACAAUGGGCCAACUGGAAAUGUUACUGAAAAUGAGACCUCGGUGUUACCACCUACUCCUCACACUGAGCAGAUGGUUUCACAGCAGCGCAUUCUAAUUCAUGAAGAUUCCAUGAACCUGUUAAGUUUGUAUGCCUCUCCCUCGUUGCCAAACAUCACCUUGGGACUGCCAGCAGUGACACCCCAGCUCAAUGCUUCGAAUUCACUCAAAGAAAAGCAGAAGUGUGAAACCCAGACACUCAGGCAAGGUGUUCCUCUGCCUGGGCAGUAUGGGGGCAGCAUCCCAGCAGCAUCCAGCCAUCCCCACAUCGCUUUAGAGGGCAAACCCAGCAGCAGCCACCAAGCUCUCCUGCAGCAUUUAUUGUUGAAAGAACAAAUGAGACAGCAAAAGCUUCUGGUUGCUGGUGGAGUUCCCUUACAUCCUCAGUCUCCCUUGGCAACAAAAGAGAGGAUUUCACCUGGCAUUAGAGGUACUCACAAAUUGCCCCGUCACAGACCCCUGAAUCGAACCCAGUCUGCACCUUUGCCUCAGAGCACAUUGGCUCAGCUGGUCAUUCAGCAGCAACAUCAGCAAUUCUUGGAGAAGCAGAAGCAAUACCAGCAGCAGAUCCACAUGAACAAACUGCUUUCGAAAUCUAUUGAACAACUGAAGCAACCAGGCAAUCACCUGGAGGAGGCAGAGGAAGAGCUUCAAGGGGACCAGACGAUGCAGGAAGACAGAGCGCCCUCUAGUGGCAACAGCUCUAGGAGCGACAGCAUUGCUUGUGUGGAUGACACACUGGGACAAGCUGGGGCUGUGAAGGUCAAGGAAGAACCAGUGGACAGUGAUGAAGAUGCUCAGAUCCAGGAAAUGGAAUCUGGGGAGCAGGCUCCUUUUAUGCAACAGCCCUUCCUGGAGUCCCAGCAUGCACAUGCGCUCUCCGUGCGCCAAGCUCCCCUGGCUGUAGUUGGCAUGGACCGAUUGGACAAACAUCGACUUGUCUCUAGGACCCACUCCUUCCCUGCUGCCUCCGUUUUGCCUCACCCAGAGACGGACCGCCCCCUCAAGCCUGGUUCUGCAACUGGAAUUGCCUAUGACCCUCUGAUGCUGAAACACCAGUGCAUUUGUGGCAAUUCCACCACCCACCCCGAGCAUGCUGGACGAAUACAGAGCAUCUGGUCACGGCUGCAAGAAACUGGAUUGCUAAAUAAAUGUGAGAGAAUUCAAGGUCGGAAAGCCAGCCUGGAGGAAAUACAACUUGUACAUUCUGAACAUCACUCACUGUUGUAUGGCACCAACCCCCUGGAAGGACAGAAGCUGGACCCCAGGACACUCCUAGGUGAUGCCUCUCAGAAAUUUUUUUCCUCAUUACCUUGUGGUGGACUUGGGGUGGACAGUGACACCAUUUGGAAUGAGCUGCACUCGUCCGGUGCUGCACGCAUGGCUGUUGGCUGUGUCAUCGAGCUGGCUUCCAAAGUGGCCUCAGGAGAGCUGAAGAAUGGAUUUGCUGUUGUGAGGCCCCCAGGCCAUCACGCUGAAGAAUCCACAGCCAUGGGGUUCUGCUUUUUUAAUUCAGUUGCAAUUACCGCCAAAUACUUGAGAGACCAACUAAAUAUAAGCAAGAUAUUGAUUGUAGAUCUGGAUGUUCACCAUGGAAACGGUACACAGCAGGCCUUUUAUGCUGACCCCAGCAUCCUGUAUAUUUCACUCCAUCGCUAUGAUGAAGGGAACUUUUUCCCUGGCAGUGGAGCCCCAAAUGAGGUUGGAACUGGUCUUGGAGAAGGUUACAAUAUAAAUAUUGCCUGGACAGGUGGCCUCGAUCCUCCCAUGGGAGAUACUGAGUACCUAGAAGCAUUCAGGACUGUAGUGAAGCCUGUGGCCAAAGAGUUUGAUGCAGAUAUGGUCCUGGUUUCCGCUGGAUUUGAUGCAUUAGAAGGCCACGCCCCUCCUCUGGGGGGUUACAAAGUGACUGCAAAAUGCUUUGGUCAUUUGACGAAGCAAUUGAUGACCCUGGCUGAUGGACACGUGGUGCUGGCAUUAGAAGGAGGACAUGAUCUCACAGCCAUCUGCGAUGCGUCAGAAGCCUGUGUAAAUGCUCUUCUAGGAAACGAGCUGGAUCCACUUCCAGAAGAUACUCUUCACCAAACCCCAAAUAUGAAUGCCGUGAUUUCCUUACAGAAGACCAUUGAAAUUCAAAGCAAGUACUGGAAGUCGGUGAGGAUGGUGCCUAUGCCAAGGGGCUGUGCUCUGGCUGGGACUCAGUUGCAAGAGGAGACAGAGACCGUUUCUGCCCUGGCCUCUUUGACAGUGGAUGUGGAGCAAACUGUUAUUCAGGAAGACAGCAGAACUGCUGGUGAGCCUAUGGAAGAAGAGCCAACUUUGUGAAGUGCCAAGCCCCCCCUGAUAUUUCCUGUGUGUGACAUCAUUGUGUAUCCCCUACCCCAGCAUCCUCAGACAUGUCUUGUCUGCUACCUGGGUGGCACAGAUUCGAUGGAACAUAAACACUGGGCACAAAAUUCUGAACAGCAGCUUCACUUGUUCUUUGGAUAGACUUGAAAGGGCAUUAAAGAUUCCUUAAGACGUAACCGCUGUGAUUCUAAAGUUACAGUAAACCACGAUGGGAAGAAACUGCUUCCAGCAUGCUUUAAUAUGCUGGUUGAUCCACUCACGGGCCCAAAGCAUGAACUAGAAGGAUCCAGUGCAGCAUUAGAUACUGUUAAUUACAGAAGCUAUGACAGCCUGCAAAAUUUGGGGCAAAACCUGAUAAAUACACAUUUAUGACGAUCAGUAUUUUAUUGGAUAAUUUUAAAAAACCAGUCUUAAAUUGUUUACAGGAUUUGCUUUCAGCUAUGAAUGGUUAGCGAUUCCAUACAGAUUACUUUUUUCCUCUUUUGAUCUUUUGUUUUAACAUACUGUUCAACUCUGGAUAGUUCAAGAUGGAGCAAGUGAGAUGAGGCUUUUUU
This is a messenger RNA of Chrysochloris asiatica (Cape golden mole), 3928 nucleotides long. RefSeq names its product histone deacetylase 9 (gene HDAC9). Gene Ontology annotation, biological process: chromatin organization; negative regulation of transcription by RNA polymerase II. Lineage: Eukaryota; Metazoa; Chordata; Mammalia; Afrosoricida; Chrysochloridae. The coding region runs from base 156 to 3350 and encodes 1064 amino acids. Gene Ontology annotation, cellular component: histone deacetylase complex. The record is from RefSeq and is a predicted model, not a curated record. The transcript is spliced from 26 exons. Gene Ontology annotation, molecular function: histone deacetylase activity.